Microplitis demolitor is the source of this 2391-nucleotide messenger RNA. Its product is annotated as aminopeptidase N. Bases 1 to 2391 code for a protein of 796 amino acids. NCBI's taxonomy places the organism in Eukaryota, Metazoa, Arthropoda, Insecta, Hymenoptera, Braconidae. The record is from RefSeq and is a predicted model, not a curated record. Gene Ontology annotation, biological process: peptide catabolic process; proteolysis. Gene Ontology annotation, cellular component: cytoplasm. The transcript has 11 exons. Gene Ontology annotation, molecular function: zinc ion binding; peptide binding; metalloaminopeptidase activity.
AUGUUGAAACAAAGCGCGGGAAUUUUGAUAGCUAUACUAAUAUAUGGAAUAUUGCUUCCGUCAGCCGUAUUUUGUAAUUCGGCAGAGACUCAAAUUUGUUCAGUGUAUAAAAAGGUUGAUAUCAAUAGUGAAAGCAAUAAUGCACUCAAUUCUAUUUCUGACCCAAAAUCAUAUAUUUUUACGUCAAACGGUGAACUCUCAAUGGAUAUUGAAAUAAAAUAUGAAUGUGAUACAAUAAUAUUUAACACGGAAAAUCUUGAUAAACUCGACCUGAUUCAACUAAAAAACGUUGAUUCCAUUAAAAGUUAUACAACUGAUGUGUAUUUAAUUAACAAGAAAGGGUUAUUGGAACUUACAUUUCCGCAUAAUUUACCACGAGGCAACUAUACUCUAUAUUUAAAGUAUCAUCGUGGUGUAAGCUCACCUCAUGCUACACUGCACGAAUGGAUAGCGCUCACAAAUUUUGACGACAAUAGUUUUGAUAAAACCAAUAAUCACGCAAUUAGAAUAUGGAUCAGAAAAAACGCUCUGGGACAUGGAAAAUACUUGAUGGAAAAUGUUGAAAAUUUGAUGAAAGCUUUUGAAAAUUAUACUGGUGUCUUGUACAAAGAAAACAAAUAUGUUAAAUUUGAUUUUAUUGUACUGCCCAAAAGUCACAUGUUCAAACAUAGCCACCAAUACUUUAUUUAUGUCGACGAGGAAUUAUUUGUUGACGAAGAAUACAUUGCCACAGAUGGUAAUGAAAAAUUGUUCCGCGACAUAACAGAAUUGCUGAUCAAUCAUGCAUUCAAAUACUUUAAACCCAGUCUAUUUCGUCCAUACGGACGAUUAAUCUUUCAACUAAGAGAAUAUCUUAAGUAUUAUAUAAUAAAUAAGGCCAUCACUUCAUGGCAUUUAAUGGAUGAGUAUGUUCGGUACCAAAGAUAUCGUAUAUUUGAAAAUGAUUACCUUUACGGUCAUUUGAAUGAAUACGUUUUAUUCGACAAUUAUCCAAACGGCGGCUUACUAAUACGUAUGGCGAUACAUGUGGCAGGGGAAGAAAAUUUUAUUAAUGCACUGCGAGAGUAUCUCAAAAGAAGAAGGAAUACUCAAAACACUGAUUUAUUUUCGGAAUUGAUUGACAUUCCGCGUAAGAAAGUGUUGGAUGAUUGGGUCAAUAUGAAAGGAUAUCCUGUGAUAUCAAUAAAUAGAAAUUACAAAGGUAAUAAAGCGAUUAUAAGACAGUCACGUUUUUUGAGAAAAAGAGAUGAAAAAUCGUCAACUAAAUACUGGAUACCAAUGAACUUCGCGAGUGAAAAUGAUGCUGAUUUUAGUAAUACUACUGUCACAGAUUGGUUCGAUCCUGAAACGGCAUCGAUUGAAAUUAUAGCACCACCUCGAGAUAACUGGCUCUUAGCCAAUAAACAACAGUUCGGCUACUAUCGUGUUAAUUACGAUGAGAAAAAUUGGAAACUAAUUAUUCAGUAUCUCAAAUCGAAUAAUUAUCAUAAAAUUCAUGUGCUUAAUCGUGCACAGCUGAUCGACGACGCAUUUGUUUUGGCUGAAUUUGGAUACCUGAAUUUCAAUAUCGCUUUUGAUUUAGCGAGAUAUCUCAGAUUAGAAACAGAAUACGUCCCAUGGGCUACGUUUUGGGAAAAAAUGUUCCGUUUGUUUCAAUAUUCCUCGAUAUCUAAUUCACAAUAUUAUGAAAUGUUCAAGAACAUGAUUUCGGAGGUAUCUGAAAGCUUAGAAAGAACUAUAUUGUCCGAUGGAGUAUCAACCGAUAAUGAUCGGAUGAAAAGACUUCAAAAAAUAUCAUUUAUAAAGUGGACUUGCUUCUAUGGAUCGAAAUUUUGCAGAAACUAUACGCUAACUAAACUCGAAAAUUGGCUCACUGACCCAGUUCAGCAUCCACUUUUGCCGGAUAUUCGACGAGAAAUGCUUUGUGCCGGAAUUCGUAGUGCCAAUAAAGAUACAUGGAAUAAAUUAUUAAUUAAGUUUUUAAUUAACAAAGACGAUGACAUUUUGUUGGCACUCAUGUGUUCAUCAGAUAAUCAACUAUUGCAAAAAUUAAUGACAAUGUUUGUCAAUGACGAAUUAGUUUACAGGAGUCCGUGGUCUUUUUACAUGAAUAUUGCGCAGCAAAGCACUAAUGGCGUGGAUGCUAUUUUAGAAUUCAUGAACAAAAAUUUAGAUUUAUUUCAUAAAAACUCAAUUUAUAAUGAAAUUAUGAAUAACGUUUGCAUUGUAAUCGAACAGUUUAUCAGUAAUGAUGUCCAACUUGAAAAAUUUUAUCGAAUAUUGACUCAUGAUUUUGGCUCAAUUGGAAUUGUAAAUUUUGCUUCAUAUUUGUCUACUGCCACGGAUAAAGUACGUCGUGCAAAUAAGGUGUUUGACUUGAUGAAAGUUUAA